Pecten maximus is the source of this 2565-nucleotide messenger RNA. RefSeq names its product band 7 protein AGAP004871-like. The record is from RefSeq and is a predicted model, not a curated record. The coding region runs from base 92 to 1117 and encodes 341 amino acids. NCBI's taxonomy places the organism in Eukaryota, Metazoa, Mollusca, Bivalvia, Pectinida, Pectinidae. The transcript has 10 exons. Gene Ontology annotation, cellular component: plasma membrane.
UCCGAGUGAGCGGUCAGCGAGGCGUGUAGUCUUGGGUAUAUACAUAUGUGUUGUGUAUGACAGGUAGGAGCGGGGUGGCGCUGUACAGAAAAUGUCGAGGAUCGGUACCAUGGAUGACGAGGAUGAAAGGAUAUUGGUCGAGAAAAAUCGUCAAUCGCCGUCCUCGAACACGCCAGACCUGUCGUCAAACUGGCCUCCAAAAGAAGCCGAUGUACCACCAGCACAUCGUCACUCCAUAGAGAUGCAACAGUCUAGUUCGCACCAGAUGGCGUCCUACGACGAAAAUAAAGGACGACCCCAGUAUGGCUACAAUGAUGAGGAGGCAGGUUUGGGAUGCUGCGGUUGUUUACUGAUGGGAUUUUCUUGUUUCUUAAUCUUCAUAUUUUUCCCGUUUUCCAUGUGUGCUUGUAUGAAGAUGGUUCAAGAAUAUGAAAGGGCCGUGAUAUUUAGGUUGGGAAGAAUAAAGGCUGGAGGGGCCCAAGGCCCAGGUAUGUUCUUCAUCGUGCCGUGUUUAGACGAUAUUCAGAAGGUCGAUCUGAGGACGAAGACUUUCAACAUCCCACCACAGGAGAUCCUCUCAAAAGACACAGUAACAGUGACCGUCGACGCUGUGAUAUACGCAUCCGUGUUUGACCCUGUUCUGUCCGUGUGUAACGUCGCUGACUCCAUGCAUGCCACGACUCUCCUGUCGGCCACCACUCUAAGGAAUACGCUGGGCACACGCACGAUGGCCGAGAUGUUACAGGAUCGGGAGACCAUCGCGCAAACCAUGCAGCAUAUGCUGGAUGAGGCUACAAACCAGUGGGGAAUCCGGGUUGAGCGUGUGGAAAUAAAAGACGUUCGCUUGCCCAACAUGUUGCAGCGUGCCAUGGCUGCGGAAGCUGAGGCUUCCAGAGACGCCAAAGCAAAGGUGUUGGCUGCUGAAGGAGAACAAAUGGCGGCUCGUGCCCUAAAAGAGGCUGCUGACAUCAUAUCCUCAUCACCAACUGCCCUCCAGCUCCGCUACCUACAGACUCUCUCAAGUGUCGCGGCUGAAAGAGAGUCGACCAUCUUGUUCCCUAUCCCGAUUGACUUGAUGAAAGGAAUGGGAGGGAAAGGUGGAGCUGUUCGUAUGUGAUUAGACUAACUGUACGGCAGGCGGUCUUCAGAAGCUUCAUCAAUAGUUCAGAUAUAAACUGUUAUUCUAUGUGAUGUCUUAGGUGGAUGUAAAUAUUGUUUACAUUUGAUAUUCUGUAGAUACAGCCUGUAAUUAUGUAUGUGCAGGAUGUAAUUCUGUAAAUAAUACCUGUAAUUUUGUAACUACAGGCUGUAAGUAUGUAACUACAGACUGUACUUCUGUAUUUACAUGCUGUAAUUCAGUAAAUACAAUCUGUAAUUCUGUAACCACAGACUGUAAUUCAGUAAAUACAUGCUGUAAUUUUGUAAAUACAAUCUGUAACCUACUACAGAACUACAGUCUGUAAAUCUGUAAAUUAUCUCUUACAGAUAUACAUUCAUGCAUAAAAUGGUGCACAAAAUGUUACAUAUUGUUGGAAUAAAAUUUCUUGUUGUUAAUUGUCCAGCAGAUAGUUUCUAUCUAGUUCUACUUUGACCAAUCGUAUUAAAAAUUGACUUUUAAUUAUUAAUCCUCUAUGAUCCCCUAUGAGACGCUGCUUAUUUUAAUUAGGUUUUAUUUUGACUACCUUUUACUUACAUAUAAGGUAAUCUAAUUGUAGUGAAUUUAAAUCAAGGGAAACAACUCUUCAUAUCAACAGAAUGUUUAGUUCUGCUAUUUAAAAAUGAAUCUUUUCAUUAAUGUGAAAGCUCUGAAACUGCUUUAAAUGGAAAAGAGAUUGUCAAACAUUUUUAUAUGAUCCUCAGUGCCCCCAGCCAUGUGUUUUGUCAUAAAACGUGACCAUCUGUAUAUUAUUCUCUAAAAAGUGCCUCUUGUGCAUGUGAAUUGAAGAAAUCAAUAUUGAUAUUACAUAUUUGUAUAAUAUUUUUUAGAUCAAGAAGAAUACAUUUCCUGUAGAGUUCAGAUAUUUAUAACAUAAUUUAUCUUAUACCAAUACAGUGUGUAUAUCUAUUUCUAUGAAAUAGACAUACAUGAAGAUAAGGUGUAAACAGAAUACCUACAAUUAAGGUAUACAUAUGUUAUAUAGAUAUAAUAUUGUCUACAUUAUCAUUCCACAAUGUUUACUGUUUGCUGUGUAAUUCCCACUAGAAUACAUGUUAUUGUAAAUAUUUUGAUCACAAUAUUUAAUAAAGUUCUUACUUUAAAUAUUGUUUUACUUCUGUUAAUGUGUAACUAUCUAGAACAUCUGUAGUUGGAAUUCAGACAUUCAAGUAAAGAUUUCUUUGAUAUUUUUUUUUCUUGAUUCUUUGUGUUAUUUCAUACUUCAUUGUUCAUAUAGAAGAUCAAAAAGAAAUCCAUGGAAUUAUGAUAAUUUGAUUCCAAACAUUGUUUGAUAUUAUCAGCCUGUAAAAGCAUGGAAUUCAUACCCGGGUAAACAAAUUCUGUGAUAACUUUUUUUAAUCUAUACUGCGUUGUAAUAUUCUUUCAGAAAUAAAAGAAAUCAAAAUAUU